Megalops cyprinoides (Indo-Pacific tarpon) is the source of this 3327-nucleotide messenger RNA. It is a transcript of the gene dync2i1, whose product is annotated as dynein 2 intermediate chain 1. NCBI's taxonomy places the organism in Eukaryota, Metazoa, Chordata, Actinopteri, Elopiformes, Megalopidae. Gene Ontology annotation, biological process: intraciliary transport. Gene Ontology annotation, molecular function: dynein heavy chain binding; dynein light chain binding. Gene Ontology annotation, cellular component: cytoplasmic dynein complex. The transcript is spliced from 22 exons. The coding region runs from base 76 to 3327 and encodes 1083 amino acids. The record is from RefSeq and is a predicted model, not a curated record.
CAUGGCGGUGGAUAGGGUAAACACAAACUCAGCCUGGAUUUUUUAAAGACAAAACGAGGUUCCUGUAGAUAGCCAAUGCACAUGGAAAAGGAACUUAAAAUGGAAGAUACCUGGAAAACACGGGACUUAGAGAAGCACCUCAGGGGAGGAGUGUAUGAUGAAGACAACAUCAGGAAGAAAGACAGAAGGAGAAGAGAUGAAGAUGGAAGGAAAGGCAGAAGUGGCGAGUCAGUGGAGCGGCGGCACAGGGAUCGAGACAGCGAGGCAUAUAGGGAGAGGGACAAAUACAGAGAGAGAGACAGCACUCGGGAGAGAACAAAGCACAGAGAUUCGGAUAAGGACAGAGAUCAUGACAGACGCAGAGAAGGCACAAGGGAAAGAACCAUGGACAGUGGCGAGAGAGAUAGAGAAAGAAGAAGAGAGAGAGAGAGAGCAGGGGACAGCAGUAGGGACUGGGACAUCGAUCGAGGGAGCCGGGAUAGACGACAUGAAAGAGCAGAAAAGGAAAACAGAGAAAGGGAAAGGGAAAGAGAGAAAAGAAGAGCUGAGCGAGACCAGGAGCGAGGGACUGACAGGGAUAGAAGGAGAGAAGAGGGAAGAGAGGGAGAACGAGAGAGGGACAGGGAAAGAGCCAGAGAGAGGGAGAAGGACCGAGACAGAGAAAAAGAGCGUGAUUAUGAGAGGAGGAGAGAUAAAGACAGGCACAGGGAGAGGGAGCAAGGCCACAGCAGUAAGCAUCUCAAAGAAACUGACCGCUACAAUGAUGGACUGCGAGAAGAGUACUUGGAAUCAAAGAGAGAAAAAGAAAGAAGAGAGAGACACAGUGACAGAGAGUAUUAUAGACAAAAAGAAGACAAAGAAUACCGGGAACACCGUAGAAGAGAAAAAGAAGAAAGAGAAAGGAGACACAGAGAGCGAGAAGAACAUCACCCCGGAGAGAGCCGCAGGCAUGACGGGAAGCCUCAAGACUCAGAGCGAGAACACAGACAUAGGGAGCACAAGGAGUCUGAGCAUCACCUCUCCGGUGAGGUAGAGAGCAGGGAAAGGAGAUCACACAGCAAGCCGAGGGAGAGGAGGCACCGAGAGGAAGGGGACCUGGAGAACGGUCCAGCUGAAGUGACCUCUGCUAACAUUUUGCGCUUGGGCAGAGACAGGGAAGGAAGAGAGACCAAAGAAAAAAAGGUUGAGAAUGAAGAGGAUGAGACUGAGAAACCUGCUGCUGAGGAUCAUAGGGAUGAGGAAGGAGCUGAUGACUAUGAGGAGGAUUUUGAGGAUUAUGAGGAGGAUUUCGAAGAGCUGGAUGAGAGUGAUGGAGCGGGGGAUGACAAGGAGGAUGGGGCCGAAGAAGAGAAGAAGGAGGAAGAGUUGUCCCCGCAGAAGAGAAGGGAAAUCGAGGAAAUCCGGCGAGCCAUGGACGCUGAAAAUGAAAGAGUGGGCUCUGGGGAGCGGUGGCGUGGUGUGGAGGAGGUUGAAGUGUCCAAAAGAGAUCAUGUCCACCGUGCACAUUCUGGUGUUUCUCCGAGUAAAAGCAUUCAGCAUGGGAAGUUUAUUGACUUUGUGGCAGCAAAGCAGCGGGAGGUCAGCAAGAAAGCAUCCAGCAAGCAGAAAAAACGCAGUGCAGAGUUGCUCAGACUGAUCGAUCUAGACUUCUCUGUCAGUUUCUCCUUGCUGGAUUUGCCUCCAGUGAAUGAAUAUGACAUGUACAUUAAAAAUUUUGGGACAACAAACACUAAACAGGCAUAUGUCCAGUGUAAUGAAGAUAAUACCGACAGAGAAACUCAAACAGAGGAGAUUGAGGAGAGUGAUAAAUGGACACAGCAUCCUGGAGACAGCAAUGUAGUCUGUGGAGGUCCUAAACUCACUAAUGAGGCCUCAGUUGAAUCCAUGACCAAAAUGAGCUUUGACUCUCAACGACUGGCAGCAUUUUUGCACUCAGCUUCUCAGGUGGUGGCAGUCCUAUUAGAAGAAGACAGAGCUGAAAAGCAUUCACUGAGGCAGCUGAAAUCUCAAGUAGAUAGUUUGUCAUUCAGCGACGGAUGCUUAGAGCUCAAUACUAAGUUGCCCUUUCUGCAUGGUCGAGAGGUCAGCUUGAUCAGCUUCUCACAGGUACAGAGGCAGACCAUGCUGUCCGUGCACAGUCCCACCACCAAGCCCAGUGCGGUCCGCUUGGACAGCCAGACCAUCCUUUGCAUCUGGAACAUAUGGGAGCCAUCUUGUCCUCAGAAAGUCCUUGUCUACGAAUCUGAGGUUCUCUGCUGCUGUUUCAGCCCUGGUAAGGCCACGCUGGUGUUCGCAGGUACUGCUGUGGGCUCUGUGGUUGUCUGGGACCUGCGAGAGCACUCCAGUUUACACUACACUCUAAAAAUAGGAGACCAUGACUGGACCCUCCGCUACCCCACCUUCUCCACAGAUGCUGUUCUGGCAGCUUCAAGUCAUUUUUCCUCUGUGAGGUCAGUGGAACCUGUCCCUGCUAAUGUGACUGAGGGGCUAAGACCUGAGUUCUCUCUGUUGCCAGCACAUGAAGGGGUAUCAGGAUUGUCAUUCCAGUUAGCAUCCCUUGAUGAAAGUGGAGUGUUAAAUCUGUGGGUUGUUGUGGAACUUCCAAAAGCUAACCAAGCUGGUUCACAGACUGACCUAGGUCUAAAACCGGGGGGCAAAGUUAAGCUGCUUCACAGUUCAUCCAUUACUACCAAUGAGAGACUUUCAAAGAGAGAAGCUGUGAAAACAGUCCCUCUGAGGGCACUGCUGUUAAAGUUCCUCCCCUCUGACUCCAACCAUUUCUUCAUUGGCACUGACAUGGGUGUAGUAACUCAUGGGACCAGGCAUGGGCUGAACAUUCCUCCCAAGUUCUACAGGCCACAGCUGGCUGGGCUCAGGCCUGUACAUGUCACUUCGGUCGACAUCUCUCCAUUUGGAGAACCCGUGUUCCUGGUCGGAUGCGCGGAUGGGAGUGUCAGAAUGCACUCAUUGAGGAAGGAACAGCCCCUCAUGGAGUGGACCGGAAGCACAAAUGGAGAGCCAGUUGUCUCUGUCCAGUGGGCCCUGACCAGGCCGGCCAUGUUCUGUGUCCUAGAUGCUACGUCUAACAUUCACAUAUGGGAUUUACUGGAAAAGGACUAUGAACCCAUGACGACUGAAAAGAUCCGGUCUGAUAGAGUGACUGCCAUGGCUGUUUUCGGUGACCCAGCCAAGCAGAACAUGUUCUCAGGAAUAUCACUGGCCGUGCAAUCUGGGAAAAUUGAAAUGCAGUAUUUCAAUAAGAAGUGGGCAGUGCCUACCCCUGCAGAGUUAGAAAACCUACAAAACAUGCUGCAUGAGGCUUUUUGA